GCAACAUGCAGAUAAAAGCCAUGUUAUUUCCUCUUGGAUGCCAGCUAAACUCUUCUACCCAGGAGCUGACCACCAUCGGGAGGCUAACAGGAUGCCCUGUGGGGUCUUGGUGCAGGGUGAAUUCAAACCAUAUUGUUAGCACCUACAACAUAAGCUCUGGGUGUAUGAAAUCACUUGAGACUUCAGACAUCUUUUUACAAUGGUUGGCACCUAAGUGAAUGAAGAGACAUCAUAGCAAGGGAAGAUUCAGAAACAGAGAAGUGCUCCUGCCCUGGAAAAAUCCCUCCACGCCAGCCCCUGUGCAGAGUGGUGUCCCCAUCCUGACCUGGCUCUUCCCACCCUUCCUCCUGGUCCUGAGGUGUCCCUGAUCCCCUGGAGCUGCCACUGGCAAUGUCAACAGGAAACAGAACGUCUACCUCCGACUUUGUUCUCUUGGGGCUUCUGGUGAGUGCGGAGGCCACGGGGAUUGUUUUCACGGUCAUCUUUGCCAUUUUCGUGGUGGCUGUCACUGCAAAUGUGGUCAUGACAGUCUUGAUUCAGGUGGACUCCCGCCUCCACACCCCCAUGUACUUCCUGCUCAGCCAGCUGUCCAUCAUGGACACCCUUUUCAUCUGUACCACUGUCCCAAAGCUCCUGGUGGACAUGGUUUCUACAGAGAGGACCAUUUCCUUUGUGUCCUGUGGCAUCCAGAUCUUCCUGUACUCGACCACGGCUGGUUCAGAGUUCUUCCUGCUGGGCCUCAUGGCCUAUGACCGUUAUGUGGCUAUCUGCAACCCUCUUAGGUACCCAGUUCUCAUGAACCGCAAGAUGUGUCUUCUGCUGGCUGCUGGUGCCUGGUUUGGGGGCUCACUUGAUGGCUUUCUGCUCACGCCCAUCACCAUGAAUGUCCCUUACUGUGGCUCCCACCAAAUCAACCAUUUUUUCUGUGAGAUCCCUGCAGUUCUCAAACUGGCCUGUGCUGACACGUCCUUGUAUGAGACCCUGAUGUACCUCUGCUGCGUCCUCAUGCUGCUCAUCCCCAUCUCUAUCAUCUCCACUUCCUAUGCGCUCAUCUUGCUCACUGUCCACCGCAUGCGCUCUGCUGAGGGCCGCAAAAAGGCCUUCACCACGUGUUCAUCCCACCUGACUGUGGUCAGCAUUUUCUACGGGGCUACCUUCUACACAUAUGUGCUGCCCCUGUCAUUCCACACACCCGAACAGGACAAGGCAGUGUCCGCCUUCUAUACCAUUGUCACACCCAUGCUUAACCCUCUCAUCUACAGUCUCAGAAACAGGGAUGUCCUGGGGGCAUUGGAGAGGGUAUUUGCCCACUGCUCCCCUGCUCAGAAAGUAGCUGCAGAUAAGGCGUAGAGACUCAGUAACACAAGGACAGGUCCUCCAGAGGUUACUCUCCAUGUGCCUGGCUCCCCUAGACUGCUUUGUCAGCCAUCAAAGUCUACUUACAAUUAAUAUAUCAAAGUGCAUAAAUGCAUUCUACUAUCUACUAAUUAAAACAAAUUAAAAAAUUCAUAAAAAAAGAGCACUCACCUGGUCUGGAUUUUGGCCGUGGGGAGGGCUUACACCCUUCCCUUUUGCCUGCACAGGCCUGGCGGGGGUCAGUGGAGGAGGCAAAGCUCAGCACUUCUGCCUGUUUUGCAUCUUUGCUCUGUGUCUCCUUAGAGUCCAGGAGCCACAGGUCAGUGAACAGUGGAGGCCACCCUUGGGCAACAGCAGCUUCCUCAUCUGGGGCAGGGCCCUCCUGGCCAGGGCUGAGGUAACCAUGGACAGACCACACCUGACUAAGACCACCUGCUUUGGCAGCUGUGAAAAGCCUCCAGCUGCAGGGUAGGAUGGCCACACCUGUAACCCCCGUGACUCAGGAGGAGAGGCCGGACGGUCUCAAGCUCAAGUCCAGACUGAGCAACUUAGCCAGACUCUGACUCAAAAGGUCAGAGGUCCUGUGUCCCCUCGUCCUCCCCAUGUGUCUGCACUAAUCAAAGUCCCUUUCAUGCUUGUCACCAUGGCCAUUCCCGUUUGGAUUUUUGGGUGAUUGGGUAACUGAUUUUUGGACCUCCAGGGUCAGGCCUCUGGCCCGGUACUCUGGCACCAGGAUGUUUCACUCAUUGGGUCCUUUUGGCAAGAUAUCAAAAACAACUGAUUCCUCGUACUGUAGGAAUGUAAAGAAGUCAUCUGUUCUUUUCUCUGGGGAAAAACACCCACAGUGGAGUUCACAGCAACCUCCCACCGGGCACAGGGCCUCCUAGCUACUGGAGAUGGACAAAAUGAAAAUUCCUAAACAGUCGCCACAUGUCUGCUGCUUUUCUGUGACUAUGUUUGUGGUAGCAAGGGAAGCCUACCAAUCCACAAAUGACACGGAAGAGAAGUCGCCUCACAGUUUAACCAUGCUUUCCCUGGUGGGAGCCCUGGGAUCACCUUGGAGUGCUGGGUGCAGCCACCACCAAAAUAUGCAGCUCCAAUCCAUGGGUGAGCAGCACUGAUGGGGAAUGGGAGAGCCUGUGAGUACUAGCAGGUGCUCAGAGGCAGCAGAGGCCACAUCUGACGUCACAGCACACACACGCCGCAUCCUGGGAAGGGUCAUAACUGCUGACUGCAUCAGGGCCAGAAGCCUCAACUCUCCCAUCCUGGAUGCCGCCACAGUGCUUGGUCUGGAUGAGUGAGUCCUGGGGGAUGUGGGCAGGUCACUCAUGUGCAGUUGGCCCCUCGUGAUGCCCGCCCUGAGUGACAGGCACAAGUUUCCAUUCUGCAAUUGCUCCAGAAACAUCAAUAAAAGAAAACGAGUCACAUGAGAACUCUGUACUAUUUACUGCCAAAUAGAAAUUUGCAUAAGUAUUUUCUUUCUUAUUUUUAUCAGAUAUAUUCCUAAAAUUAAUACGAGAGAAAUGUACAGAUAUAAAUAUUUUUUCUUAAUCAAACUGCUUCAUCUAAUCUUGUAAAGAAAAAAAGUUUAAAGAAAAAAAAGUUACCCCAGGUGCUACAACAAAGGGAGCUAUUUGCCUGGGAACAUGCAUUUUGCAUUCUUCGGAGGUAAGUGACUCCACACAGUGGCAGACGUGGCAGCAGGCCUUAUGAGCCAACUGAGUAUGUGAUGAGUUGUGUUGACUUGUUCUCGUGUGGUGGGACAUAGCACGCAGACAUGCCAAAACAAACCUACUGCUCAGUGAGCACCACAUUCAUGAAAUGACCCAGGUCAAGAAAUAGUACACGACCAGCCCUCUGGAGCCCGCCGGUCUUCAACCACCACACACUCUUCAUGGCAGAGAAACACAACUCUAAACUUUAUUAACUUUUAUUUUGAACCACUCUCAGAUAUGCAGAAAAGUGGUAGGAUUUGAACAGUAGGUUUCCAAUUUCUGUUAAUAUUGACAUUUUACACAACCAUAAAAUAACCACCAGAGCCAGGAAAUUUACAUUGUACUGGAGGUGAUGCACUAAAUUACAGCAAUAGUUUUAGAACUUGAAGCUGAUGGCAAGAAGCCUGCUGACCUACAAGGGCCCUUCCAGGAAGGCUGAGUCUGCGGGAUCUGCAGGGUCCAGACUGGAGGGAAACGCAGGAAAGUGCUAGUCUCAGGGAGCAUCCUAGGUGAUCCCACUAGGGAAGAGCUACCCUGGAUUCCUGGGACCCAGCGAUUUCUACCUCCUGCCCAAGAGAAAGUUCUGCAGGGUUCAAGAUCCCUGCAUCAGCAGCAGACCUGGGCUAAGCACACCAAUAGUGCCAAGAAGAGCAACACCCCCAAGUCGAGAAGCCCACAGUCUGCACAAGGCCAUGACAGACCCCCUCGAAGACACAAGUAGAAAGAGGUGGCGGAGACGAGUAUUAAUGCCAAGUUCCGCAGUGAAGACCCAGACACACACCCUUAAAGAUGAGAGCAGCCAGGUGCAGUGAGGUAGGCUGGUGAUCACAGUGAACCAGGAGGCUGAGGCAGGAAGGUGCAGGUUCAAAGCCAGCCGAGUCACUGUCUCAAAAUAUAAAACAAUAACAAUAACAAGGAUGGGGGAUGUGGCUCAGUGGUAAACCACAACAGGGUUCAAUCUCCUCUACGGGAAAAAACAGGAGGGGGAGAGCAAAUAGGGCACCAGAAUCUGGCUAAAGACCUAGUGGCUGCUCCUCAUCAGCUGGAGAUGGGUGUGGAUGUCCCAGAGCAAGAAUUCAAACUGGCUGUUUUGAGGAAACAUAGCCAACUCCAAGACAAUAUCAAAAAAUUUCAGACAUCUGUUCAAGAUCCAUUCUUUAUAGGACAUAUCAGGGCACAUACAGGAUUGCCUGGAGCCCUUAGUUUGGGCAAUGAUUUAGCAGAUAAAACUACACAUGACAUACAUAUUUUCUCUACACUAGAAGAAGCUACAAAUUUUCAUAAAAAGUUCCAUGUCAAUGCUAAUACUUUACAAAAGUGUUUUAAAAUAACUAAGGAACAAGCUAGACACAUAAUAAAACAAUGUCAAAAUUGUGUGACAUUUUACCACAAGUUAAUCUUGGAGUCAAUCCUAGAGGACUGAUACCUAACCAUAUUUGGCAGAUGGACAUCACACACUUGCCAGAAUUUGGAAAAUUAAAAUAUUUGCAUGUUACAGUUGAUACUUCUUCUGGAUUUUUGAUGGGCUCCCUUCAUGCCGGAGAAAAAACUAAAGAUAUUAUAGCUCAUUGCUUACAAAAUUUUGCCACUGUGGGCGUUCCAAAACAGUUAAAAACAGAUAAUGCCCCUGGUUAUACUUCUACCUCUUUUAAACAAUUUUGCUCAUCAUUUGGCAUUACUCAUACAACAGAAAUCCCAUACAAUCCACAGGGACAAGGCAUAGUUGAAAGAGCUCAUCAAACUAUUAAAAUGUACUUAUUAAAGCAAAAAGAGGGAAUUGGGAAGGGGUAUAUAUUCCCCAAAGAUAAACUUAAAAUAACCCUUUUUACUCUAAACUUUUUAAAUUUGGAUUCAUCAGGGCUUAGUGCUGCAGAAAGGCAUAUGUGUCCAAAAAAUGUACAUAAGCCCAAGGUACUUUGGAAGGAUAUUCUAACAGGACAAUGGAAAGGUCCUGACCCAGGAAUUGUCUGGAGUUGGGGGUCUGUUUGUGUGUUUCCACAGGGAGAACAGCAGCCGAUUUGGAUUCCAGAGAGAUUAACUAAAUCGAUUUCUACAGACCAAAAAGAAGAUGAUUUGGCUCAAAUCCAUAACAGCUGAUAUCCAGAACUCCAGUUUGGCUAUCCUUACAUCUGUGACAGAACCAGGAUGUCUUUUUCAAUAUCUAUUUUAUUACUGCCAUUUCCCACAUCAUGAAGUUCUAUUUUGUUUUUUGAGCUCAUACAGACCUAGGUUAAUGUUUUGCUGAUCAGUUCUAUUUUUUGACUACAGAGUUUUUAAACAUUGCAAUGGAGAUUUCACCUGUAAAAAGUUAUAAGGCCUUUACUAUUAUGUUAUGUGUUGUAUGUAUUAUAUUAUGUGUGCGCACUUGUGUUUUGUGUUGUAUGUUUGUAUGUACGUAUGUCCAUAUAUCAUAUAUGAUGAGCGCUCAUGAAAAAAUGGAUCCAAAUAUUUUUUUAUUCACGUGAUUUAAAUGGUUUAAUUUAAAUUGGGUAAACAGCUGUUGAGGAUUGUUUUAAUAUGUGAAUAAAAAAGGAGGUUAACAGAUCUAUUUGUUUACUUUCACCUUUCCUUUUCAUUAUAUUUAAUAAUUCUGUUCAAGAUAAUGUAAAUUGUUCAGAAAAUUGUUUUCUUUUAGUGCCUUCUGGAAUGUUACAUAAUUACAAAGAUAAAACCAAUC
Molecule: messenger RNA, 5748 nt
Organism: Marmota monax (woodchuck)
Lineage: Eukaryota; Metazoa; Chordata; Mammalia; Rodentia; Sciuridae
Product: olfactory receptor 2T11-like
Exons: 3
Coding region: 391-1350 (319 amino acids)
Biological process (GO): G protein-coupled receptor signaling pathway
Cellular component (GO): membrane
Molecular function (GO): olfactory receptor activity; G protein-coupled receptor activity
Source: RefSeq, a predicted model, not a curated record